This is a messenger RNA of Spirodela intermedia, 327 nucleotides long. The record is from the annotation of a GenBank genome assembly. NCBI's taxonomy places the organism in Eukaryota, Viridiplantae, Streptophyta, Magnoliopsida, Alismatales, Araceae.
AUGGUCAGCCCCAGGAAGCUCCUCCAGAUGGCGAGGAAAUGGCGAAGGAUGGACACAGUGAGGAGACGAACGAUCGCCUGGACCGGACCUGCGGAGAGAACAUCCACAGAACCAUACGGCUACCCCUCUUCUUUUCCCGUCAAAGGAAGCUUCGUAGUGUACUCCAGCGACCGCGUCCGGUUUGUACUUCCCUUAGCGUACAUCAACACUCUAGUCUUCCGUGAGCUUCUCGAGAUCUCCAAAGAAGAGUUCGGAUUGCCCGGCGAUGGCCCCAUCGUCAUACCCUGCGAUGCCGCGCUCAUGCUGUGCAUCGUUUCGAUGCUCUAG